AUGACCUUCAACAGGGACUUCUACUACGAUGGGUACUACUCGCCAUUCAGCUAUGAAGACCAGUACAUCUUUGGGGGCCUGAAUGGCUACCGAUUUGGAAGCCCAUAUGGCUUCUACCGGGAGCACUACCGAUAUGGGAGCCCAUAUGGCUACAGAAGCUUUGGGAACCUGUAUGGCAGCAGAGGCUUGAAUGUUUACGGGGGCUACUAUGGGAAUGGGGACUUCCUCAAUUUUGGGUAUGGCUACCCCCUCUUUUCUCAUUUUGGCAACAGAUACAGCUAUUGA
Messenger RNA from Oxyura jamaicensis (ruddy duck), 285 nucleotides. Its product is annotated as keratin-associated protein 19-2-like. Lineage: Eukaryota; Metazoa; Chordata; Aves; Anseriformes; Anatidae. The record is from RefSeq and is a predicted model, not a curated record. The transcript has a single exon. Bases 1 to 285 code for a protein of 94 amino acids.